UGUCCAUGAGUUGUUGUUAUUAAGAACAAAGCUUGAUUUCAUACGGACUUAUGGCUUCUACAGGAGCAGAAACCUUCGUUUCACAAUCUCACUGCUCGUGUUCAGUCUACCUUGGAUGUUUUUUUUUUUAGACAUUAUGGCUAAUCAUCUAAAUCAUUAUGAUGGAAAGUAAUGGGAUAUUUACUUCCGGAACUAUGCAACCAACCACCCGGAACUACAUUGCUGUAACAGACCGGAAGGUUGAUGUAACGGACGUGAUACAGAAACGGAAGUCCCAGAAGAAAAUUGUCGAGUGAAAAAUGUUAAACGGGCGUUUAUUUAGUCGACGGUUGACCCCCCUCGUUGUUAUAGACAGCCUCUCCGUUUAGCUACUUUAGGGACGGAAGUAACGCGCACAUUGUGCCGUGAAUUAUUCUGUCUCAUUAGACUCAUUAAAGCUGCUUUUGGAUGGGAACAUUACAAGCCAGGUCCAAGUGGUUUCAUGAUGUUUCCCGCUGCGAAAAACAUGGAUUCUAUUCACAGUGGGACCGGUGUCUUCUACCAGGCGAUACCUGCUGUCGGAGCCGACGGAAAGAACAUCAUGAAACUGAUUCCUGUACAAAUGGUCAACGGGCAGUUUUUCCAAUGUCCAAUAAGCAAGACGGAUUCGACACAACAGAAAGCUGUCGGCGUAAACAUCGCCUCAGCACCUGUUCAGACGGUACAAAAGACAGCGCCGAGUCCUUCUGCCACUCAGCAAGUUGUCAGCAAGCAGGUUUCCAUCAUUAAUGUCUUCCCUAAUCAAGUGGGUUUGGAUCGCGGUAGUUCACUAAACAAGCAUCCACUGCAGCAACAGAAAGUGAAUUUAAUAGCCGUCGUGCCUCAGAUGGAAACACCUGCAGCAAACAGUGCGAAGUCAGGUAGACUUCCAGGUCCGCUUCCAGUCACAGUGAAAGCUCCAGGGAUCCCCAGAGGACGGUACCUUCAGAUUACCCCUAAUGCAACAGUCCCGAGAGUCCCAGCAGUCCAAACAGUCCCGACAGUCCCAAGAGUCCCAGCAGUCCAAACAGUCCCAACAGUCCCGAGAGUCCCAGCAGUCCAAACAGUCCCAACAGUCCCGAGAGUCCCAGCAGUCCAAACAGUCCCGACAGUCCCAAGAGUCUCAGCAGUCCAAACAGUCCCGACAGUCCCAAGAGUCUCAGCAGUCCAAACAGUCCCGACAGUCCCAAGAGUCUCAGCAGUCCAAACAGUCCCGACAGUCCCAAGAGUCUCAGCAGUCCAAACAGUCCCGACAGUCCCGAGAGUCUCAGCAGUCCAAACAGUCCCAGCAUCUGUACUACCUCCUCGUGUCAAGAGACCGAUUUUUCCUUCGCCAGCCAACUCCUCUCCGAGUUCAGGCUCAGCCGGUGUGGUCUACACGUCCCCACCUGUCACAACUGUCAGUCCACAAAGUGUUUCUGCACUCGACACGCUCAAGUUUCUCUGCAACGUGUCAAAUGCUACUUCAUGUGGAUCGCCAUCAGAAGGAUCAAAACCACAUUUAAAAUUAAUUCCAAAGGUUUCACAAAGGCCCAACAGCCCCAUUAAGUGGGUAAUCGAAGAAGAGGACAGCUUCACGGCUCCGGUUCUUGAUCCUGUUAAUUUUUCCGUCAGUUCAGAGAUUCUUCAAGCUGUUGCAGAGAGAGAAAGUGCUACCAAGCCCUGCGACGCCCUUACAAAUCCAGUCUCCGGGUCGAGUCUGGGCAAAAGUGGACAAGGACAGGAAAGCACCUCGGUCACCUGCAACAGGAAGGUGGUUUUGGCGGCCAAAAACGGCAGCAUACCAUAUAAAAUGGGAAAAAGCAUCUCACCCACAGCAGCGGGAAAAAGUUAUGAAUACAACAAAACCACUGUGCCUUCAUCCCAACAAUCACUUGAGUCAGUUUCACCACAGAAAAGGCAGGGCGACAGAAUAAUCAUCCCAAAAGGGUCGCAUGAAGUGAUUGAUCUUUGUGACGACGACGCUCUCAAUGAUUCGUCUCAACCAGCGUCAUCCGUUCACAUGUCAGCGGCCACUCGUCCGGAUGAAGACAAUGUAAUAUUUGUGUCGUAUAUCCCCCCCAAGACUGACUCUGAGUCCACACAAGAUUUGAGACUGAAAACACAAAUGGCACCUGUGAAGGAAACGGACAAGACGGGUACAAGCAGCUCGAACAAAGUGACAGAACAGAAGAGCCCGGGUGGUACAACUGGCACUCUUAUAAGAAGAAAACCUGUCCACAGCAUGUCCGUCAACACAGUUAAAAACGUUACGCGUGUUUGCGGUUCAGCAGCGAUGAACAUGCAGAAUAAUGAGGGUCCGAACAUUAGCAGUCAGCGGAGCACCACCACCCAACAGUCGAAGGGCGUGGAAGUUGACGUAGAAAGGAAAAGUCCAGCAGAUCGCGUAAAUAUUGCUUCUGCCGCUGUUCAGAUGGUGAACAAGGCAGCGUUGAGUCCUUCUGCCCCUCAGCAAGUUGUCCGGAAGCAGGUUUCCCUCAUGAAUGUCUUCCCUAAUCAAGUAUGUUUGGAUCUUCCACUGCAGCAGCAGAAAGUGAAUUUAAUAGCCGUCGUGCCUCAGAUGGAAACACCUGCAGCCAACAGUGCGAAGUCAGGAAGACUUCCAGGUACGCUGCCAGUCACAGUGAAAGCUCCAGCGAUCCCCAGAGGACGGUACCUUCAGAUUACCCCUAAUGCAACAGUCCCAGCAGUCCCGACAGUCCCAAGAGUCCUAGCAGUCCCAACAGUCCCAGCAGUCCCAAGAGUCCUAGCAGUCCCAACAGUCUCGACAGUCCCAGCAGUACCAACAGUCCCAGCAUCUGAACUACCUCCUCGUGUCAAGAGACCGAUUUUUCCUUCGCCAGCCAACUCCUCUCCGAGUUCAGGCUCAGCCGGUGUGGUCUACACGUCCCCACCUGUCACAACUGUCAGUCCACAAAGUGUUUCUGCACUCGACACGCUCAAGUUUCUCUGCAACGUGUCAAAUGCUACUUCAUGUGGAUCGCCAUCAGAAGGACCAAAACCCAAUUUAAAAUUAAUUCCAAAGGCUUCACAAAGGCCCAACAGCCCCAUUAAGUGGGUAGUUGAAGAAGAGGACAGCUUCACGGCUCCGGUUCUUGAUCCUGUUAAUUCUUCCGUCAGUUCAGAGAUUAUUCGAGUUGUUGCAGAGAGAGAAAGUGCUACCAAGCACUGCGACGCCCUUACAAAUCCGGUCUCCGGGACAGAACAGAAGAGCCUGGAUGGAACAACAGACGCUGAUAGAGGAAGAAAACCUGGCCGGAGUAUGUCCAUCGACACAGGGAAAAACAUAACGCAUGUUUGCGGUUCAGCAGCGAUGAACAUGCAGAAUAAUGAGGGUCCGAAUUUUAGCAGUCAGCAGAGCACCGCCACCCAACAGUCGGAGAGCAUGGAAGUUGAUGUAAAAUUAAAGAGUCCAGAAAAUCCCAGCAAUUCUGACAGCAGCGAAAUAGCGAUGGACACCCACAAAAUGAAGAGCUCUGUGAAUGCCGCAACCAGUUGGACGUCUUCACCGGCACCAGAAUCCUGUCGAAUGGCCGAUAAUCUGCUGAGACAGAUAUUUGGGAUAACAGCCAAUGUGAAAGUUUGCCUGCAGAGGAUUGACGGUGCCUCAGUCGGGUCUCGUCCUGCAGGGUUGAGAGGGAAAGAACUUUUUUUAAAGGACCUUAACCGUCCACAAGAAAGCGGCAGCUGCAGCGGCGUGAACGUACCAACUGAACAGGAGCUGUUAGAAGGCUCUGCCACUCCGAGUGCUCACACAGACAUCGAACCUCUCAAAUGUUCACACUUGAAGCCGAACACGAAACCUCUCUCUGUUUUGAAGAACAAACGCCAUCUGGGUGACACUUCCCUCAAGGGAACGUCGUGUGAUGUCGAAACGGAGCCGGCGUUUGGCUACGUGGAACCCAUAGAUGAGGAUUUCCUCAGCAUGGAUGAAAACGACAUCCCAAACGCACAGGACCCAGCCGGCCGGCCGCAGACUCAGACGUGUGCGGAUCUGAAUGCAAACACAAGGAGAAUGGGAAGAACGAGGAAGCGCACAAUGUGUCCGUGUUGCAUCCCCGGUGCUCAAGAUCCAAAGUCAGAGGAGCCAGAGGACUGGGCAUGGGCGACCGAGCAGACAAGUAAAAAAGGGAGGAGAACAAAGGCUGUAAGAAAAGCUGUAAAAACAUCUGGAAGGACCGACUGUCUAAGAGCCAAGAACAAGCGCGGCAGUAAGACUUCCGAGGUCCCAGCCAGUGACAGUUUGUCCGCAGCAUCCGUGGACUCUGAGGAACUGAAACAACAUGAACAGAUCAGAAAACUCAGAGAGCUUCUGAAAGAGCAAGAAGCAGCUUUAGAAGUGAUGAGAAACGGCACGAGCUGAGAUGAGCACGCCAAUAUUUUAAACUCUAAUAUUCUUACAAAGUUAAUAGAUUUAUUUUUAGCAUAUAACAUAACUCUCCCCUUUCACGUCUAAGCUGUCCUCUCAAAUAAAUGCCACAAAUAAUCUAAA
Messenger RNA from Sander lucioperca (pikeperch), 4510 nucleotides. It is a transcript of the gene lrif1, whose product is annotated as ligand dependent nuclear receptor interacting factor 1. The record is from RefSeq and is a predicted model, not a curated record. Gene Ontology annotation, biological process: regulation of DNA-templated transcription. The transcript has 3 exons. Gene Ontology annotation, molecular function: nuclear retinoic acid receptor binding. NCBI's taxonomy places the organism in Eukaryota, Metazoa, Chordata, Actinopteri, Perciformes, Percidae. The coding region runs from base 482 to 4381 and encodes 1299 amino acids.